Messenger RNA from Sinocyclocheilus anshuiensis, 378 nucleotides. Its product is annotated as prepro-urotensin II-gamma. Gene Ontology annotation, cellular component: extracellular region. Gene Ontology annotation, molecular function: hormone activity. Gene Ontology annotation, biological process: regulation of blood pressure; blood vessel diameter maintenance. The record is from RefSeq and is a predicted model, not a curated record. Bases 1 to 378 code for a protein of 125 amino acids. NCBI's taxonomy places the organism in Eukaryota, Metazoa, Chordata, Actinopteri, Cypriniformes, Cyprinidae. The transcript has 4 exons.
AUGAUCUGUAACCUGCUUCUGUCCUGCUCUGUCCUCCUGCUCUCCUGCAGUCAUCUGUUAGCACAUCCUGUUACAGACACAGCUGACAUGACUUUCAGCGGCCCUGAUUCAGUGGAAGAGGCAGGAGGGGUCAGUCCAGAUGAUUUCUCUGUCUCUGAUCUCAAUGAUCUCCUGCAGAGGGUGGCAGUCGCAGGAUAUUCCCCAAUGCUCAGCCAAGAGAAUAACAAAGUGCCUGGGCAGAUUCCUAAACAAGCUCUUAGAGAGUUACUGUUAGAAAAACCGUAUCGCCUCAUUCCUCCCAGAGGUCUGUGGGGCAGCAGGAGACAGUUCAGGAAGAGAGGUGGCGGUGCGGAUUGCUUCUGGAAAUACUGUGUUUGA